AAAGAGAGAGAGACAUUGGGCAGUGAACGACACAGAAAAUAACAUCACUAUAAGAAAUUCACAUUGACUAAACAGUACAUUGGAUGCGGAACUGAAAUUGAAACGUCUAAUUUUCUGCUCUUAUUCCCAAAUAAUAACGUUCUUGUGUUGAACCCCGAUAAAAAAAAUUGAACGAAAUCUUACGAAAGUAUUCCAAAUUUACGUCAUUUACGGCUGAAUUGAGUUUAUUAAAUAAAAUUUCUUCCGGUUUUGAAUAUAACAUUUUCUGAUACCAGUGCCAUUCAUCGGACAUAGAGUAUCGGUUAGAAGCAUAUUUCAAUCGUAUUGUACCAAAAUACAGUUGAUUUUGGUGAUUUUCAUAAGAAUUUUAGUGAUUUUUGAAAUUAAAAUUUAGCAAACAAACAUGAAAAGUGACUUUGAAUUUCCGAAAGAUAUCAAAAAUGAUCUGGUCUAUUGUCAACGAGCUUUGACCAACCACAUUUUAGUUCAUCAGAAAAUUGCAUCAUGUGGACCGAUGAUGAAAAUUCCGGAGGCGCAUCUCCACAAGACAAUGAGAUCGAUUGAAAAGGAAAUAAUGGACAUUGGCGGUGAACAGAAAUUGCUAUUCAAUCGUUUGAGAUUUUUCAUUGACUACCAUCAAAUCACAAAGAAUGCCAAAUUGAUAGAUCGUGAGCGAUUGACAAAUUGGGUGCGUGCAGAGCUUCAGAGCUAUUCACGUUCCAACACCGGCGAAAUACGGCCCAUGAACGUACAGACCCGUCUAUCCGAAGAUGCUCUGUAUUCAAAGUACUUUCGACCAGCGGUAUCCGUUGAAGAUGGUCAUUCAAGUGGAACGUCGGUGUCGGAGGAUGUGAAAACGGAGCCAACAUCUGGAUCGGACGAAGAAAAGAUGGAAAUUCGCGUUAAAUCCGAAGAAGUACGUGUGGAGCAAAAAGUGUAUUCGGGGCCAAGAAAGCCAAACAAUCAGCCUGUUGCUGUUGUACUGAAGAAUCAACCAGGACAAUCGUUACUGAAGCCAAUUCAUCAACGGAAAAUUGAAGAGAUUGAGCCAGAGGUGCAUCCGAUUCGUGUAGUCAGACCUGAGAUUGGCAUACAAAAAUCGGAGGCAGUGGUUGAGAAACCAUUGCAGCAACAGCCAGCUGCCAUCAGUCUAAGUCGAUUACGAUUGACAGCCGCUCUGAGCAAAGCAAAAGAUGUGAACAAAGGGCAACAAACUCAGAAUCGCAUUGAAACUGCAUCACCAGAGCCAACACUCAACGUUCAGUGUAACUCAUUGUCAUCGUCACGUUCAUCGAAUGGUUCAUCCGUUGAAAUAGACCCGAUGAAAGACGAACAAGAUGCAACUGAUCUCGGACAAGAAGGCUUUUUACGCCUAUUCGGUCUAUUCACACCGGCAUACGCUGAAUACAUGAUGAACCGACGGCCACAACGAAAGAAGCGCCUCUGCACAAGCACCGAACGUGGCGAUUUUCAUUACGGCAAAUUUGAACUGUUCGAAAGACAAUUCGCAAACAAGCGACAACGACAAUUUCUAUACUCACCACCAGCCACACGUGCCAAGCGUCGCGUUGGAAGCAAUGGAAAUGCACAAACAAGAGAACCAGUGGUUCAACCCAAGAAGGGAAAAGGCAUCAAAUCGAAUGCAUCAUCCAGUUCAUCGAUUUCGUCGAAUGGAUCGAUUAACAAUACAGAGAAAGUCUGCUUGACCUGUUACAAACGAAAUAAUCUUUCCCAGUGUACAAAAUGUUGCGGACAAUAUCAUGCGGCUUGUCAUAGUAUUUUCACCGAAAUAGUAACACGGCGAACGUUUUGUCCAUUCUGUGUGCGACAAAAUGGGAGACACAAAAGCAAUGGUGUCAUCUAAUAAUUCCAUCACUCCAAAUUUCAUUAGUUUACGCUUAUUCUAUAAUAUAUUUUAAUCUUUACUGACCGCUGAACACAGCCUGAAAUAUGAAUCACAAGAAUUCUUCUAAUUAGCCCAAUUUUGGCUCAAGGCAUGUCCAAAUCAAAUCCAAUGGAAAGAAUAUUGCUCUGAAACAAGUCGUCAUUGUGAGAAAAAAAAACAAAAAUUUUCUGAAGUAAUUUAUAAGAAAUAUCAAUAUAGAAUGAGAGAAUUUACAAUUUAAACAGUUACAGUUUUUAAGUUCAAUUUGUAUAUUUGUGUGCAGUUGAAUUGAGUGUCAUCUGUCAACAAUAAAGCUACAUAUUUUUUUUCACAAUCAUCA
This is a messenger RNA of Sitodiplosis mosellana (orange wheat blossom midge), 2225 nucleotides long. RefSeq lists its product as uncharacterized. The record is from RefSeq and is a predicted model, not a curated record. NCBI's taxonomy places the organism in Eukaryota, Metazoa, Arthropoda, Insecta, Diptera, Cecidomyiidae. The transcript is spliced from 5 exons. Bases 404 to 1864 code for a protein of 486 amino acids.